Acaulospora morrowiae is the source of this 1467-nucleotide messenger RNA. The record is from the annotation of a GenBank genome assembly. NCBI's taxonomy places the organism in Eukaryota, Fungi, Glomeromycota, Glomeromycetes, Diversisporales, Acaulosporaceae.
AUGGCACUUUCUAACGAAAUCUCUCAUCACAAUGCCUCUUCCUUAAAUGCUACGCGACCGCACCUUGCAACCCUUGCCGGAUCUUUAGAUUUAUUCUCGAAUCAAAACACGAUUCCAACUUUUACCGAUAUGGAUAAACCUCACCAAGAACCAAACGAUACACCCAUAACCACAACAAAUAUCAUUCUUGACUAUUUGAUAUACUUAUCCAUUAACGCAAGACUCGAACAAGCCAAGGAUGAUUUGAAAGAUUCGACCAAAGAGCGUCAAACAGCCGCAUUCCAUCGAAAGAAAUGUCAAGGCGUCGAGGCGAUCGUCGAAGGUCUACUUCAAUCACAUCGUACUCAAGCAACGUCAAUGAUGCUUCCUGCACCUCUCAAGCAUCGACUGUACCUGUGUCAGUUAUUACAUCUGGUGUAUGACCGAUAUAACAUGACUUCGUCAUCACCGCUAAAAUCCAGACGUAUUCUAAAUUCGGAUUCUGCGAAUACCGCGCGAUUUAAUCACUCCCACGUCCCCCAAUCCACCGCAAUGCCGACAAACAGGCACCGGGAUCAUAAAUUACCGCUGAAUCUAGCGAAAUACGAAAAACACUUUAAGAAACCUCUUCUGUCUCGGUGUCGAAAACACAGACUGUACAUUUGUGAUGCAUGCAAUCAACACGAUCAAUUAUCCAUUGUUUCGCCGCUGCCGUGUGGUGACGCUCCUCCAACGCGUAAAACUGCUUCAGGUUUGAUAGACGCAGUACCGGUUUUCAUAAAUGGCAGCGCGAUUACGUAUAGAUUGGCAUUUGAAAAAAGCAAUUCGAUUCUGGUUAAGUCAACGUGGUAUGACCUGCUGUUGAACUUGCUGACUCAGGCUGCGAUUGAGUGUUAUCUUUGUGAUUCUUAUAGUUCAAUCGACACGCUGUUGGAAAUAUUUUCCUACGGUGAUAUCGAUCCAUCUGACUAUCAUUCCGACAACUCGGAAAGUGAGGACGAUGACGAAGACCCUCAUUUUGCUGCCAAUCGAGCAGACGACUACUUAUUGUGGCAACGUACUUCGGUUCUGGAUGAAUUCCGUAUGAAGAAAAAAGACAGAAUGAAAGAGUUCCUGAAUGUUGAAGGAAAACUCGAACAACAUUUCGAAAAUCUCGCUGCGAAAUAUCCCAUAUGCGAUUUUGAAACGGAAAUGUUAGCUUAUUGUACCAAUGUCGCAAAUUUCAUGGAUGUUCCAGCAUUAAUAACGCUAUACAAAGAAUCAACAAAUAAUGGUCUGCUUGUCGAGCCGUCUCAAGUUUCAGGAGAUUAUAAUGGUGGGAUCGAUAUACCAAUGAGCGAAAACGAAUUUGGUGAUCUCAAUGAAGAUUACUUUGCAGAUCAGCAUGAAGAAAAUGAAGAAAACCUCGAUAUAGAAAAUGCAAAUAAACGACCUUCUCCCGAAGGUGAUCAGGCUAUGGUGAACAAAAAACGAAAAAAUGAACAUUAA